AUGCCGAGUGGUACGGGUGUGUGCAGCCUGCGCGCUGCAGCUGUGCGCGUGGAGCGUUGCCGAGUGGUACGUGUGUGUGUAGCCUGCGCGCUGCAGCUGUGCGCCUGGAGCGAUGCCGAGUGGUACGUGUGUGUGCAGCCUGCGCGCUGCAGUUGUGCGCGUGGAGCGAUGCCGAGUGGUACGGGUGUGUGCAGCCUGCGCGCUGCAGCUGUGCGCGUGGAGCGAUGCCGAGUGGUACGUGUGUGUGCAGCCUGCGCGCUGCAGCUGUGCGCGUGGAGCGAUGCCGAGUGGUACGUGUGUGUGCAGCCUGCGCGCUGCAGCUGUGCGCGUGGAGCGAUGCCGAGUGGUACGGGUGUGUGUAGCCUGCGCGCUGCAGCUGUGCGCGUGGAGCGAUGCCGAGUGGUACGGGUGUGUGUAGCCUGCGCGCUGCAGCUGUGCGCGUGGAGCGAUGCCGAGUGUCUUGGUUAUAAGCCGUUUAUGAUGGCGAUUAGCAAUCAAGUUCCAUUCCUGACGUCAAUCAUUAAUACAAGGGAACGUCGAGUUUCCAUGGUUAAAAACAGAGUUCGGACCCCAAGCACAGGGUCUUUGAAUUUGGAUAUUAAACCACAGCAAACGGUGGUGGAGAGCAAGGUGGGUGCGGCGCAGAAGGUGGCGCAGAAGGCGGAGGGGUCUCCGGGGGUGCACGCGGCGUCGGGCGACGUGCCGCCCCCCGCGCCCGCGUCGCCACCCCCCGCCGCGCCGGCCCCGUCCGCCUGCGCGCUCAUGUAG
Parnassius apollo (apollo) is the source of this 768-nucleotide messenger RNA. Lineage: Eukaryota; Metazoa; Arthropoda; Insecta; Lepidoptera; Papilionidae. The record is from the annotation of a GenBank genome assembly.